Penicillium soppii is the source of this 1953-nucleotide messenger RNA. RefSeq lists its product as uncharacterized. The coding region runs from base 1 to 1953 and encodes 650 amino acids. The record is from RefSeq and is a predicted model, not a curated record. The transcript has a single exon. Lineage: Eukaryota; Fungi; Ascomycota; Eurotiomycetes; Eurotiales; Aspergillaceae.
AUGACUCGCCCCAAUCCCCUGCCACUCUCUGACGAGUGGAAGGAUCCCGACGAAUAUGUUGCGGCCCUCCUCUCCUUCGCGACCGAGUCGGUCAUGUUCAUGAACCUUUGCGGUGGUGUACAUAUCCUCGAUUUUUUGACGCGCGAUCCCGAUCUGUAUACUUCACUAUUGCCAGAGGACUGGCGUUCUUUCUUUGAGAAUCAUGAUAUUCAUAGCAUUUUACAGCUGCUUUUGCGAGAAGACAUUAGCCCGCUAUGCGAUCAAGCGGAAACGAGAACGAGCGAAAAUGACAGAACCUGGAAUGGAAGCGCAUUCCCACCUGCUACUCUCCUCGAAUACAUCCGCAACAUUCGUCGAUUCAGCCUUCGCCGCGAGUUCACGUCUGAGAGGAAUGAGGGUCUCCCCAGGCACAUUGCCAAUGGCAUGAACAAGAAGAAAGCACAUGAGGUUGAGCAAUUUUCUCACUAUGUCGCAUCGUUAUCGGAGACGGUUCACGAAAGUCGCGGAGAGCCAUUGACCCACAUUGCAGACUUUGGGUCUGGACAAAAUUAUCUGGGGCGGGCGCUGGCCAGCGCACCCUACCACAAACAUAUCAUAGCGAUUGAGCGCAAGCAUCAAUACAUCAGCGGGGCAAAUCGAAUGGACGUUCAUGCCCGAUUAGCAAAGGAUGAGAGGAAGAAGAUAAUGCACAAUGCGAAAUUGGCUAAACUGGAACAUAAGAAAAAGCAAUGCAUCAGUUGCACCGAUACCCCAGAUUUAGCUACUUUAGGAGUAUCUGAUCCUGCCAGGGUGGAGGCGCAGGCACAAUAUGCAUCUAGCAACAAGGUGCUUGAAGAGCCUACUGGACAAGAGGAAGAUGACACCUUCUCCAGUACCCUAGGCGGCAUGAGUUUAGAAGCCGAUGACAUCCUCACUUCGACCGAGCAGAACCCUCCCGCCUUCAAAGCACCACCACCACCCAUGGUUGAUGCCAGAGGUGUUGUCAGCUACAUUGAACAUGAAAUCCAGGAUGGUUACCUGGAGCCGAUCAUCGACCAUGUCGUCGAUCCCAAAAUCCCAGUGGAAACCAGAACUGCCAGUGAAGAAGUCGUCGCCCAGCCCCAGGAAAAGAAGCCAAGUGAUGCCCGGGUAAUGGUCGUAUCACUGCAUUCAUGCGGUAACCUCGUUCAUCAUGGAGUCCGAUCCUUGGUUCUCAACCCAUCUGUUGUCGCCAUCGCUAUGGUCGGCUGUUGCUACAACCUUCUCACCGAGAGACUCGGUCCCGCCACCUACAAAAUUCCUAUUCUUCGAUCUUCGCAUCCACGUCUCAAAAAGACCGGAUCUUCGUGGGAUCCGCACGGGUUCCCAAUGUCCAAACUUUACGAAAACUACGAGGCAAAAACCACAAAAGGCAUCAAAUUCAAUAUCACAGCUCGCGCCAGCGCUGUUCAAGCACCCUACAACUGGGGUCGUGCUGACAGUGAGGGUUUCUUUACUCGCCACUUCUACCGCGCCCUUCUGCAGCGCGUUCUCCUUGACCAUAAAAUUAUCCCAAAGGCGGACAUCUCCAAAGAUCUCUAUGAAGAAGACCCAGAUGACCCCGAGUCUGGUAUCGCGCUGAUCGUGGGAUCUUUGCGUAAAUCCGCUUUCGAAUCUUUCACUUCAUAUGUUCGCGCAGCAACGGUCAAGUUGAGCCAGGAUCCGCUGCGAGGCGAGAAGGUCAAGGAACGAGUUUGUACCAUGACUGACGAGGAGCUGCAACGCUAUGAAACCGCUUAUUUGCCCACGCGCAAAAACCUCAGUAUCGUGUGGACUCUGAUGGCUUUUAGCUCUCAGGUCAUCGAGGCUGCUAUUGUUGUGGAUCGUUGGCAGUUCUUGCGUGAGCAUGACUCUGUCAAAGACUGCUGGGUUGAGCCGGUCUUCGAGUAUGGCCAGAGUCCCCGGAAUCUGGCUGUUAUUGGGAUCAAGAAGUGA